Messenger RNA from Sparassis crispa, 264 nucleotides. RefSeq lists its product as hypothetical. The transcript has a single exon. The record is from RefSeq and is a predicted model, not a curated record. Bases 1 to 264 code for a protein of 87 amino acids. NCBI's taxonomy places the organism in Eukaryota, Fungi, Basidiomycota, Agaricomycetes, Polyporales, Sparassidaceae.
AUGUACCUCGGAUUCGGACGACUUCCAAAACAUGUCACCUUUACCACGACCGAUCCAGAACUCCUCCCGGUCCCGUCGCCAGAUUACCUGGCCCUUCAUGCAGCAUGUGCCAAGGUAGCUCAUCUUUCUGGUGCUGCGAAGUACAUCGACAAAGUGUUGGAAGACCUCGAAGAAAUGCCCGUGCUCUCGGAGGACGGUAGUUCGGCCAGACUGCUCGAAGACGCACUUCUCCACGCUAGCAGCCGUUCUCCUGUUUGGGUUUGA